AGGCAAUUCUACCGACUUAUCGUAUUCCAAACUGCACGUAACAAUUUCUCGAAGCCCAACGUUUCCACACGGAGACGUCGUGGUUUCGCUCGGUCCCGAGUCCUGAGCAAAGUAUCGGUAAUCGGAUUAAUCAUCGCAGGCGCCAGUUUUCUCAAUUAAAAGCUCACCUAUAUUUCAUCGAUCGCUGCGAACUCAAGAAGACAUGCUCGGCGAUGGAGGAGAGACUCCCUCUAGGUCGGAAUUGCUGAUUAUGGUAAAGAAGCACUCCAAGAACUUGUCAGCGAAAGCUGCCGUGGAUGAGCAGGAUGACUCCUCUGAUGACGCCGAUAUGGAUUUGGGAUUCUGGCAUGAUGUCUUCGAUUUGUAUUUCGUUUGCGGUAAGGAGUCCAAAGGGCGCCAGGAUGAUGACCUCUUAUUCUUCGUCCGGAAAAAGAGUUUGCCAGGGAUUGGUUUCGGUGAUUAUAUGGAAGGUGGCUCUCCUUACUUUGUUCGCAGGUGGGCACCUAAGUUGAAUACGUUAAUCAGUGAUAAUUCAGCAGAGGUGGAUUGGAGGUGUUCAUUUUACUUGAACUUGAUUGCUCACACUUCAUUCACCAUAACCGUAGCAAUUUGCAGUCAUCAGGCCCUUCGGAACUACCAGUCUGAUCGAGACACGCCACUAACUUCUAUAUACAAGGUUGUAAAGACCGUUUAUGCAUCACCAAGUCGAGUGAAUUUUCAUUUGGACUCGCAAAAGGAAGUAGAGACAACACCUGCCUAUCCCGAUAUCUGUUUUGCCGUGGACGACUUCGACUCAACUUUUGAUGCAGUGGUCUUGACUAGUACUGAUCAUUGCUAUUGUGUGCUUCUCAACGCACACGAUGGGGCAGCGUUUCCUUCAGAAAAUGAGCCACAUUAUAGUGCUUCUAGUAGUAAUAGCCCUCAAAAAAAUCAUACUAAUUCUGACAAGGCGAAAAAUAGUGAGAUUACUCUGUUCUCAGGAUUUGUCAGCUACCCAAUGGUUCGUGAAGCAUAUGACGCUGGAAAGUCUCGAUUUGGGAGUCUCCUUUCUCCCCCUGGCAAAACGGAUAGGCUUUACAUGAAAGGCCCUGGAGGCCGCGGUGAAGUUGAGGUAGCUGUUUCUGGUGUUGCAGAUCAAAGCCAGGAGGAUUCUGGCCCAUUUUCACCAAUAUCAUCAAAGAAAGGAUUUGGGAUUGGCUCAAUUGUUCGUAAAGCUGCAUCUGUUGCAUCCGUGGCAGCAAAGAAUGCAUAUGCAGCUGCUUCUGCCACCGGAACCUCUGAUGAGAUGGUGCCCCUCAAAUGCUGCUUAAUGUCUAUAUCACUGCCUUGGGAACACAUUGCUUAUGAUAUUUUGUUCAAGGGAACUCCUGCAGUGAACUUGUAGGCAUCCCAUGUUUUAUUCCUUAAAAUGCGUAAUAGUGCUGAUUGGUACCUGCAAGAGGAAAGCAUGGGAGAUGGAGGAUUCACAACCAUCGCGUCAGAAUUGGAAGAUCGCUUUGUAAUCUACUUGGGCCUUCUGGUUUGACUGCGUCGGGGCCAUAUGUGUGGAAAGGAUUGUAUAUUAUUCUCAUUGUCUAUAAGUUCCCAGAUCAGAUGUGUGCAGUGUCAAUUCUUUGUUCCCAAGUUGAAUACCGUCAUCACGAGUAUAUUGAAGUGUUGUUUAUCUUCUCUAGUCAAGUUUUGGGAGGGGAUUACAACACUAAGAUAUGAAACCUCUGAAAAAUUCCAUUCCGAACUUGAAAUGUAGUUUACGAGCAAUAUAUUAUUUACUUUGUCAAUUAAUUUAUUGGGUUGGGUGUUUCACAUUA
Tripterygium wilfordii is the source of this 1808-nucleotide messenger RNA. RefSeq lists its product as uncharacterized. The coding region runs from base 203 to 1384 and encodes 393 amino acids. The transcript is spliced from 12 exons. The record is from RefSeq and is a predicted model, not a curated record. Lineage: Eukaryota; Viridiplantae; Streptophyta; Magnoliopsida; Celastrales; Celastraceae.